AUGCAUAAACUACCACCUGACGCUACCUACGUCGCACCCCAAAUCAACGUGGGCGGCGCCCAACCGCAAGCCGUGGGCAAUUUUACCUACCAGCGCAGCACUCUCUCCACCAGCACCAAAAUCGAUGAUGAAUUGACCCGCCGCCUUCCCAAAGCCAGCCAAGCCUUUGGCCGUCUGCGAAACACAGUUUGGAGUCGACAAGGUCUCCACAUCAACACGAAACUGGAGAUGUACAAAGUGGUCACCCUGCCGAAGCUUCUGUGCGGAGCGGAGACCUGGACGGUUUACAAAAAACAGACUCAGAGGUCCAGUCACUUCCACCUCAGCUGUCUCCGACGGAUGAUGAAGCUGAGGUGGCAGAACCGGAUCCCUGACACGGCUGUACUUGAGCGAACGGGAAUCCUCAACAUAUACGCCAUGGUAAGACAACUGCAACUGCGUUGGAGCGGCCUGCUUGUUCGAAUGGACGACGAGCGGAUACCAAACGAGUCUUCCACGAAGAUGUUGUAA
Spirometra erinaceieuropaei is the source of this 510-nucleotide messenger RNA. NCBI's taxonomy places the organism in Eukaryota, Metazoa, Platyhelminthes, Cestoda, Diphyllobothriidea, Diphyllobothriidae. The record is from the annotation of a GenBank genome assembly.